Molecule: messenger RNA, 546 nt
Organism: Olea europaea var. sylvestris
Lineage: Eukaryota; Viridiplantae; Streptophyta; Magnoliopsida; Lamiales; Oleaceae
Exons: 2
Coding region: 1-546 (181 amino acids)
Source: RefSeq, a predicted model, not a curated record
AUGGAUUUUGGUAAGCCGAGAUACAUUGCUUUCAAAUGUACAGAGCUUUCGAAGAAGAAGUAUGAUGAUCAGGACAUGAACAAAAAAGGGAAUGCUCGAGUUUUUGCACUAAAUCAGCAUAAGGCAAAGCAUGAUCCGAAUGUGAUAGCAUGUAUUCUAUUAUUAUCGGAUAUACCUGCGUACGUAGUUUUUGACUUUGGGACUACAAAUUCCUUUAUCUCUGCGUCCUUCGUCACUAGGAUUAACAUUGCAUGUGUGAAAACGAAUAUUGUACUAGAGUUUAGCAUCCAUUCAGAAAGAAAUCUUAGCACAAAUCAGAUGACUAAGGCUAUAAAGUUAGAGAUGGCGAAAAGGAACUGUAGAGGACUUAUGCCUUUUAGAGAUGGAAGAUUUCGAUUUUUUUUAGGCAUGGACUGGUUGGGGCACAAUCAUGUGACCAUUCGAUGUUAUGAAAAAGAAGUGUUAUUUCAUCGGCCAGGAGAGGAAGAAUUUCAUUUUUUUGGAACACAGUUUAAGUCUUUAUCUUGCCUUGUAUCGGCUGUAUAA